Molecule: messenger RNA, 885 nt
Organism: Lathyrus sativus (Indian pea)
Lineage: Eukaryota; Viridiplantae; Streptophyta; Magnoliopsida; Fabales; Fabaceae
Source: the annotation of a GenBank genome assembly
AUGGCCACCGUUAUCGACGGCAAAGCCGUUGCACAAACUAUCCGAUCUGAAAUCGCCGACGAGGUUCGUCUCCUCUCCCAAAAGUACGGCAAGGUUCCAGGACUUGCAGUGGUGAUUGUAGGAAACCGAAAGGACUCUCAAAGCUACGUUGGAAUGAAGAGAAAAGCGUGUGCUGAAUUGGGAAUCAAAUCCUUCGAUAUCGACCUUCCAGAGGAUGUUUCUGAAGCUGAAAUUAUCAAAAAUGUUCACGAUUUGAACGCUAACCCCGAUGUACAUGGUAUAUUGGUUCAACUUCCAUUGCCUAAGCACGUAAAUGAAGAGAAAGUUUUGACUGAAAUCAGCAUUUCGAAGGAUGUAGAUGGUUUCCAUCCUUUGAACAUUGGCAAGCUUGCAAUGAAAGGAAGGGACCCUCUGUUUCUUCCAUGCACUCCCAAGGCAUGUCUUGAACUAUUAUCACGAAGUGGUGUAAGCAUUAAGGGGAAAAAGGCAGUUGUAGUCGGUAGAAGCAACAUAGUUGGAUUACCAGCUUCAUUGCUUCUUUUGAAAGCAGAUGCUACAGUUACAAUUGUUCAUUCACACACAAGUCAACCAGAAAAUAUCAUACGGGAAGCAGAUAUUGUUAUUGCAGCAGCAGGACAGGCAAAGAUGAUCAAGGGAAGCUGGAUAAAACCUGGAGCUGCAGUGAUAGAUGUUGGCACAAAUUCUGUUGAUGACCCAACUAGGAAAUCAGGUUAUAGACUCGUUGGAGAUGUAGAUUUUGAGGAAGCAUCUAAAGUUGCUGGUUGGAUUACUCCUGUUCCUGGUGGCGUGGGUCCAAUGACAGUCACAAUGUUGCUGAAGAAUACUUUGGAGGGUGCUAAACGCACAAUUGAGCAGAAUAACUGA